AUGUACGCGUAUCCCGGCCAGAGCUGGAGCUCGACGCCGGCGGUGGACCAAGUGUCCUCGCGUAGCAGUGUAUGGGACAUGAAUGGCGCGCAGCGCCGGCCUGUUGAUGCGUUUGACGACGCGCGGCAGCAGACACAGUACGUUGCCGCUUUGCUCACCAGACAACCGAUCGUGACCGGUACCUCGGUGCUCGGCCUGCAGUACAAGGACGGCGUGAUGCUUGCGACGGACACGCUUGCGUCGUACGGCUCGCUGGCGCGUUUCAUGAACAUUGAGCGCCUCGAAAAGGUCGGCACGAACGUCGUGAUCGGCGCGAGCGGCGACAUGAGCGACUGGCAGAACAUCAAGCAUAUGCUGUCCAAGGUCAUUGCAGAGGAGUCGCAUGCAGGUGACGGGCACUCGCUCACGCCGCCGCAGGUGUACGCCUACCUCGCGCGCACCAUGUACGGCCGCCGCUCCAAGAUGGACCCGCUCUGGAACGCGCUCGUGCUCGGAGGGUACGACGCCGCGACCUCGAAGCCGUUCCUCGGCUACGUCGACCUGCUCGGCACGACCUACCAGAACAGCACGAUCGCCACCGGCUUUGGCCUGCACCUCGCCGCACCGAUGCUCCGCAAGGCGGUCGAGGGGCGGGAAGAUACGCUCACCGAGGACGAGGCGCGCGAGAUUCUCAAGGACUGCAUGCGCGUGCUAUUCUAUCGCGACGCACGCAGCCUGAACAGGUUCCAAAUCGCGACCGCGACCAAAGAUGGCGUCACGAUCGGCGAGCCGAUCAGCGUGCCGACCUCGUGGGACUUUGCCGAGAAGCUGCGCGGAUACGGUCCCCAGACACAGUAG
Messenger RNA from Malassezia japonica, 837 nucleotides. RefSeq names its product proteasome endopeptidase complex (gene PRE4). Bases 1 to 837 code for a protein of 278 amino acids. The record is from RefSeq and is a predicted model, not a curated record. Gene Ontology annotation, cellular component: proteasome core complex. Lineage: Eukaryota; Fungi; Basidiomycota; Malasseziomycetes; Malasseziales; Malasseziaceae. The transcript has 3 exons.